UUUGCUGAUAGAAACGAAUUAUAUACCGUUGUGAAAAUGAUUAUUAAAAAAGAAAACAAUGAUAACCAUUACCCAUCGCUUCGCGUAAGUGAUCUCAUUAGAAAGAAUAUUCCCAACCUUAUUGGAAGAAAUAGUAUUUUAGCUACCGCUGCAUACGGGUCGCACGCUGCUGCCGGGGCCUGGUGGGGGCAGCAUUCCCAUCCGAUGCACACGGUGGGAGCGGCGAUGUAUGGCGAGGAUACGACAGGCCACGCCGGUGUCGGUAGUCGUAGCCCUCCUGCCUCCAUGCACAACUCCGCCAGCCACUCGAGUGCUGCCAAUCAUAUCGUACAGCAACAACAGCAGCAGCAGCAGCAACAGCAGCAACAGCAGCAACAACAACAGCAAGUGGCUGCUGCAGCAGCAGCAGCAGCAGCGGCGGCAGCUCAGCAACAGCAAGUGCAGACUCAAUCGGCAGCACCACAGCAAACACAGAACACUACUUCGUCAAGUGCAUCGCAGCAGCAGCAGAGCAGUGCCGGGUCGGUGGUAUCUCCAGCAACGCAAAUCGUACCUCCUUCCACAGCUAGUGAAUCCCCUGGAAGCGUAAGCUCCCAACCAUCAGGUCCUAUUCAUAUACCAGCAAAACGUCCUGCGUUUGAUCCGGAUUCUCGGCUAAGGCACUCGUAUCCAUGGGGGAACGAGUCGGCGGCUGAUUACGCUUACCACGCACAGUAUCCACCAUAUGCACUGGCCACUGAUAUCAAACCAAUGUAUUACUCAGGCUAUCCAGGCCCAGAAGCCAAUUUCCAAUCCCAUCCGUAUUACACAAAGUAUGAGCCGGACGCUUACAUAGCAGCGGAACGAUCACGAGGCGUCCCGGGUGAUCCACCUUCCUUGCAGUCUAGCUAUGAAUCAUACAAUUCGUCUGGUUUGAGGUCCUAUUCCAGUGAAACAUAUCCUAAUCCUGGUUCCAGCUUAUCGGUAGGCGUUAGCGGUGUGGGGUCGUGCACGCCUUCCAACCCACUUGAGUGGACAGGAAAUGUAACAGUGAGAAAGAAACGAAAGCCAUACUCAAAAUUCCAGACAUUGGAAUUAGAAAAAGAGUUCCUGUUCAAUGCGUAUGUUUCAAAGCAGAAACGAUGGGAACUGGCUCGCAAUCUAAAUCUCACCGAACGACAGGUUAAAAUAUGGUUCCAAAAUCGCCGAAUGAAAAACAAGAAAAACAGUCAGCGUCAAUCAGCGCAAGCAAAUAGUGGUAGCAGCAACAACAGUUCCAGUCACAGCCAUUCCCAGCCACCAGCGCAUCACAAUCCUCAUCACAUAAGUCUUGGUCUGGGAAUGUCAACACUGCAUGGCUCUAAAAUGCAUCAGUGACCUUUAGAGCAACAACCACACCAAUCGGAAGCACAGUCACAGCUUAGUCAGCAACAAUCGCAGCAGACUCUUCUUCAAACGCAACUGCAGCAUCACCCUCAUGCGACACCUUUGCAGGAACACACGCAG
This is a messenger RNA of Anopheles maculipalpis, 1485 nucleotides long. RefSeq names its product homeobox protein abdominal-B-like. Gene Ontology annotation, cellular component: nucleus. NCBI's taxonomy places the organism in Eukaryota, Metazoa, Arthropoda, Insecta, Diptera, Culicidae. The transcript is spliced from 8 exons. Gene Ontology annotation, molecular function: DNA-binding transcription factor activity, RNA polymerase II-specific; RNA polymerase II cis-regulatory region sequence-specific DNA binding. Gene Ontology annotation, biological process: proximal/distal pattern formation; anterior/posterior pattern specification; regulation of transcription by RNA polymerase II. The coding region runs from base 37 to 1356 and encodes 439 amino acids. The record is from RefSeq and is a predicted model, not a curated record.